Molecule: messenger RNA, 1322 nt
Organism: Rubroshorea leprosula
Lineage: Eukaryota; Viridiplantae; Streptophyta; Magnoliopsida; Malvales; Dipterocarpaceae
Source: the annotation of a GenBank genome assembly
AAUUUUCGUUUUGAAAAUUUGCCAAAAAUUCCAUCUCUCUCGCCAAAAGGGUUUUUCUUCUCCUCUUUUUCAUCCCCAGACUCCCACCAUAGUUCAGACCCAUCAAGAACACCCACCCAAGCUUCAGCAUUUUCAAGUUGAAUCGUAAAAAUGGUGGAGUCAAGGGAUAGGCUAUUGAGGCCCAUUGAUCUUGCAGAGGUCUUCACUCGAAGACGUUCAGGGGCGCUUGGGGUUCUCUCUGAAGAAUCACAGAGGUUACUGGGUUCUCCUGUUCAGCAGUCACCUAUGCGCAGGGGAACUGGUGUGGGCGUGACUGGCACGGUCGGUGGCAGAGGGCUUGUUAGGAUGGGCUUGGGAACGCCGAGAUCCAGAAUUGGGCGUGGCCGGACUGUGUACCGGUCCCCACAAUUGGGCAGAGAGAAUUCGCCAGUGCAAGGAGGUUCUCGGCGCGGAAGAGGAAGGGCUACAGGCACUGUGUUACCUUAUUGGUACCCGACGACCCCUCUUCGUGAUGUCACAGCAGUUGUGAGGGCUAUUGAAAGGAGAAGAGCUCCUUUGGGAGAAGACGUAGGCCUAAUUGAGAGCCCGGAGCCUCAGGAUCAAAACCAAAGGGUUCUUAAUACGAAUUUACCACUCUCCGGAGCUGAACUUGAGCAAGAUUUGCGCACUCCUGCUCCAACUUCCAGGAAAAAGCCCCGUCCACCAUCAAUUCUUAAAGUUUCAAAGAUUCUGCAUGAUGUUACUAGUCAGAGUCCUAGGGAACCAGAAUGUCUCACUCCCCAGAGGAAACUUUUGAACUCCCUAGAUAAUGUUGAGAAAGUUGUGAUGGAGGAACUGCAGAAACUGAAACGUACUCCAAGCGCCAAGAAAGCAGAAAGGGAAAAGAGAGUACGUACCCUGAUGUCAAUGCGUUGAGCUUAACUGAUUUUUCUCUGCUAGAGAUUAGGGGGCAAGAUGUACCAGAAGGCUGAUCAUCAUCUGGUGAUACCUUAAUUAUUUUUUUCUCUGAUCAGAGAAAGGUAUUAGGGGGCAAGCUGCAUUGGAAAGUGCCUCAUCAUCUGAUGAUACAUAUUUGUCAACUGAUAUGGUAGACAGCUUCGACACAUUCUCUUGAUUGUAUUUCACCUCCCACUGAAGUUAUUCAUAUAGGACAUGUAGGCAAUUUUUCUUCAAUAACUGCUGAAGGUCUUUGUUGUUUUCAUACCUUCAUUCUUUGAAGGGAUCUGUUUUGGGUACACUUCUAAUUAAUUGUACAUACACAAAAAAUUGAAACUCCAUAUUCUUUAUUUUUUUUGGCUCUUCAAUGAACUUCAAAUCUGUAU